AUGACCAGAUUCCGUUAUGGCGAUAAUGUGGAUAAUAUUCCCAGAUCUAACUGGAUUUAUCAAAUUACAUUUGACCAAAUGGACACUACAACUCGAUAUAUUUUAAGUUCGUAUGUUGUCAUGCGCACAAUUUUAGGGUUCCAACAUGAUGAUAAGGUUAAAAUAUUUUUCUUGGACCACUGUGCAUUCUGUAUGGCGAUGGCCUUGAGCAAGAACGCUUCUCAUCUGAGAUACCAGAAUAUACUGCAACAAUUCGAAGACUUUUUGAUGUACAAACAAAUGGCGUUUGGAACAAGUAAAAGGUUGAUGGAUUAUUACGAGUAUCGUUUCCAGAAAUAUUUCUAUAAAGAAGGUACAGUUUUAGACUCUUUAUCGUCGCAUUUGCAACAUGAAAUAUUGGUGACCAAUUGCAAAAGACUGGUUGAAAAUGUUCCGUUUUUCACUAAUUUUCCUCCAAAUCUUAUUAUGAACAUCGUCAAGCUGUUGGAUGCCGAAAUUUAUCUACCCAAGGAUUUUAUUAUUAAAGCAGGAGAACCUGGAAACUGCAUGUACUUCAUAAAUUGCGGAACAGUAGCUAUUUAUGGAGCAAGUUUAAUUGAAAAAAAUCAUUUGUACGAUGGAGAUUAUUUUGGAGAAGUAUCUCUAGUCACAGGAGAAGUUAGAAUAGCUUCUGUGGUUGCAAUAGAAACAUGUGAACUUUAUACAUUGUCCAGACAACAUUUUAUGGAAGUUAUGGGCCCUUAUCCACAUUUAUUUGAGAAAAUAAAGGACACUGCACUUAUUCGGGCUAAUAUUAAAAUGGCUGUCAAGAAAUGGCUUAGUUUUAGAAAAUCGGAUACUUGA
This is a messenger RNA of Ctenocephalides felis (cat flea), 843 nucleotides long. RefSeq names its product potassium/sodium hyperpolarization-activated cyclic nucleotide-gated channel 1-like. The record is from RefSeq and is a predicted model, not a curated record. NCBI's taxonomy places the organism in Eukaryota, Metazoa, Arthropoda, Insecta, Siphonaptera, Pulicidae. The transcript is spliced from 3 exons. Bases 1 to 843 code for a protein of 280 amino acids.